AUGAGGAGUAGAUGUCUUCAGACUCCAGCCAAUGUAUUCAUCAUCAGCUUAGCUAUUAGUGACUUCCUCAUGGCCACCACACAGUCUCCAGUGUUCUUCUACAGCAGUCUCAAGAAACGCUGGAUUUUUGGAGAGAAAGGUUGUGAGCUGUAUGCCUUCUGUGGUGCUCUCUUCGGCAUUACAUCCAUGAUCACAUUGAUGGUGAUUGCCCUGGAAAGAUAUUUUGUGAUCACAAGACCACUGGCUUCCACUGGGGUGGUGUCCAGGAAGAAGGCUCUGAUAAUCCUGGUAGGAGUCUGGCUGUAUUCUUUGGCUUGGAGCCUCCCACCCUUCUUUGGAUGGAGUAAAUGGAAGGGAAACUUGCUUUCAUGUAGAACUGAAUAUAUGACCUUUACCACUUUAGUCCGUGCCUACACAAUGCUCCUGUUCUGCUUUGUCUUCUUUAUUCCUCUGACUGCUAUCAUAUGUAGCUAUAUCUUUAUUUUCAGGGCUGUCAGGAAUGCCAACAAACAGGCCGAUGGUCUGCACAGAUACAGUCAGUCUCAUGUCAGUAAGUGGAUUCAAGGGCUCACCUGCAAGGUACUAGUCAUCUACAAGAAGGAGGAGAAAGAUGUUUCAGGUGAUAAUAAAGAAUCCCAGAGGCAAUAGCAGAGGAUGAAGAAUGAAUGGAAGAUGGCCAAAGUUGCCUUGAUUGUCAUCUUGCUUUACAUCAUUUCCUGGUCAACAUAUUCUGUUGUAGCUCUGGUAGCUCUUGCUGGAUAUUCCCAUGUCCUGACACCCUACAUGAACUCCAUACCAGCUGUGAUUGCCAAAGCUUCUGCCAUUCACAGUCCCAAUUAUGCCGUUACUCAUCCUAAAUUCAGAAUGGCCAUUGCAAAAUACAUUCCAUGCCUUGGAUCCAUCCUGAGAGUGUCUUGAAAAGACUCCAAGUUUUACAGCAGCUAUCCUUCCAGCAGAUGAGCCACUGUUGCCAGUCACUGUUCUGAUAUAAAUGGGUUGCAGAAAGGAAAAAAAAAACAUCUGUCCUCUCUCUCAGACACUGAAUCAGUAAGGAAAGUCCAUGAGACGUGUGUGGUUUUAAGUGCAAAGUAA
Alligator mississippiensis (American alligator) is the source of this 1092-nucleotide messenger RNA. It is a transcript of the gene OPN4, whose product is annotated as opsin 4. Gene Ontology annotation, molecular function: G protein-coupled receptor activity. Gene Ontology annotation, cellular component: membrane. Gene Ontology annotation, biological process: G protein-coupled receptor signaling pathway. The record is from RefSeq and is a predicted model, not a curated record. NCBI's taxonomy places the organism in Eukaryota, Metazoa, Chordata, Crocodylia, Alligatoridae.